UACAACUCUUGCCAUGUUAAGAAUUUCUAAGACUUUAUUUUCAAAUCUUACAAAUUUAAAUCGAUUCACUUAUCAUACAAUCAAUGACUAAAUCAAAUUAACAGACUUCUGUAUUCAGGUACAUUAGAUGAAUAAUGAAGGAAAUUAAAAAAAAAUAAACAACCAAAUUUCCAAAUAAAUUUUUAAGAUUAGGAGUUGAUGGAGCAUGUAUUAUUUUAUCAACUAAUUUAUAGAAGGAUGUUCAGGAUUUAAAUACUCAUUUAACUUUGAUGAUUAAAUAUUAGAAGAGGAUUAUGUUUUGAAAGAAUAAAAUGAAAUAAUAUUUGUUGUUGAUGAAAUCACUCUCAAAUUUGUUAAUGGUUGUAUUAUUGAUUAUGAAAAUAAAAUGAUUAGAGCUGCAUUUUAUGUAAUUCUUAAAUUUAUUUUUUUAGGUAUAAGAAAAUCCAAAUGCAGAGAAAUCCUGUAGUUGUAAAGCAUCAUUUGCUCCAAAACCCGAGUUAUUAUGA
Paramecium sonneborni is the source of this 506-nucleotide messenger RNA. Lineage: Eukaryota; Ciliophora; Oligohymenophorea; Peniculida; Parameciidae. The record is from the annotation of a GenBank genome assembly.